Panonychus citri (citrus red mite) is the source of this 2604-nucleotide messenger RNA. RefSeq lists its product as uncharacterized. NCBI's taxonomy places the organism in Eukaryota, Metazoa, Arthropoda, Arachnida, Trombidiformes, Tetranychidae. Gene Ontology annotation, molecular function: DNA-binding transcription factor activity, RNA polymerase II-specific; RNA polymerase II transcription regulatory region sequence-specific DNA binding. Gene Ontology annotation, biological process: regulation of transcription by RNA polymerase II. Bases 140 to 2089 code for a protein of 649 amino acids. Gene Ontology annotation, cellular component: nucleus. The record is from RefSeq and is a predicted model, not a curated record. The transcript is spliced from 4 exons.
CCUCAGUUGUUUUUUUUUUCUCGUUGAAAAUUUUUGUUUUUUACUUUUGAUUGACUAAUUAAUCCGUUUACUGAAUGUUUUUAAAUUAUUUUUUUCCAAUAUUUGACAGUCUUAAUUUGCUUAAAGUGACCUGAAAGCUAUGUCACCCAUAGCAGAUGCGUAUGCUUGUAAACCGUGUUCUGUUGUUGUUCACAAAUUGUCUGCUGAAUUUGUUGAUGAUGCACUAAAAGGUAGGAUCAAAUGGAAAGGUUUGUUCAAAGGAAAAUCAUACCGUCGAUAUGGAACCGAUACGGAAAGUUUUAUAAGAUCAAAACUUGCCGGUAAAGUGAAACAUGAGAAAGAGGUGAUUGAUGUUUGUGAGCGACCCCAAAGGAAACCAUUGAUAGAUAUUAGUGAAGAGCCUGAAGAGGAGCCUGAAUUAAACUCACCCGAAGAAGAAGAUGAAAAAGACAAAGAAUUCACUUUACCUACGAGUGGAAGGCAAUUAAGAGCUCGAAAACCUAGAAAAGUGAUAACAUUUACGUGCAAAGAAUGUGACUUCACAACUUCGGAACAAGAAACGUUACUACUUCAUUCAGCUGCUCAUAAAAGUGUUUGUGAUGAUUGUAAUUUAACGUUUGAGAAUAAGUUUAAAUACCAGUUGCAUGUUUAUGAAACUCACGAGCCUCCAGUUGAAUUAACUCGAUACAUAGUCUAUGGAUGUAAAGUUUGCCAUCACUUUUUUGAUCAAGAAACUGAUGCUUAUAAUCAUUUAACCUCUCACGCAAAUAUAAUUGAAGGUGGCAAAUAUGCUUGUGCUUUAUGCCGGUCAACCUAUUUUAAAGAGGCCAGUUUGAACACUCACUUGACCACCAAACACAUUUCAUAUAAAUGUACAUUUUGUGAUUUUCUUGGCUCCUCUUUUGACAUUUUGGAAAGACAUUCGCUCAAUACCCAUGCUGCUUAUGGAAAACCUUAUCCAUGUAAUUUAUGUGAUUUUCGUAGUUCCACCUUUGGGGCUUUAUCUCUUCACCGGAAACAUAACCAUGCACUUGAAGAUGAUGGGAAUAUUGAAAGAUGUCGAUUAUGUUUCACUCAACUUGAAUCAGAGAAGCAAAUUUUAUUGGAACAUCUCAUAAGUCAUGUUGAUCAUUGUCUAAUUAGCUGUAACAUUUGUGACUAUAGAUGUAAUUCUUUUCAACUUAUGACCAAUCAUGGUUUGGAAUUUCAUGGACUUCAAGGUCUUGAUGUAUUCGCUAAUUUAAUUGAUCCUGAUGUUCUGUCAAAAUAUGUGAAAGCGGCUCUUGAUUCUCAAUAUGGUUCAGCGAAAAAAAAAGGUACCCGAUCUAAACCAACAUGUACAGAAACCAACAUGGCCAUUGCAGGUAUUUCCGCCAGCGGGUACAUGGGUCUUGAUCCAAUCAUGGAUUCACCGGUUAAAGUUGUACCCAUGGAAAGUAGUGCAUUGAAUAUUCAAGGUGUCAUGGCUGAUCAAGAUCCUUUCUUAGGUGGUUACUCUGUUUUACAUACACCAUUGGAUCCAAUGAUAUCGUUUAGUAAUUCAGUUAAUGAAGAAGAGACCGAACAAAAUGAUUUACUUGAUUCAACUCAUGGUUUUCCUAUGCAAGUUUUUUCUAACCAAUCUGAUCAUAUGAAUAUGAAUAAUAAUAUGAAUAAUAAUAUGAAUAGUAAUAUGAAUAUGCAUAUGAAUAUGAAUACGAAUAUGAGUAUGAAUAUCAACUCAAAUAUGAAUAUUCAAGAGAAUGUUAUGGAAAAUCAAGAUCAUUCUGAUCCACAAACAAGUGUCACUGUUCAUCCAUCAUGUGACCCCUUGGGUAUGGCUUUCGAAUCGACCGUUUCUCAUGCUUCGAUGCAAUCACAAAUUCCUAUUCCAUCUGAAGGUAUUCUAUCAGUUGAUCCUGAAACUGGUCAAUUAUUCCUACAAGGAUACCCUGUUUUCGACGAGAAAGGACAAGCAAUUUACGUUGCCAUCCAUGAAUCGGUACAACCAAAUCUUGAUAACGAUUCAAUAGCUAAAAACGUUAAAGAUUGUGUACAAACGGCCAACGAAGAAUCAACCGAACCAGUGCCGAACGGAGAUAUCUCCUGAUUCCACAUCUUGAAGCACAAACCCAAUCAAAUUUUCAUAUUUAUACGAAUAUACAAUAAAUCAAACAAUUUCUAAUCUUUAAUAAUCAGAUUGAUUGUUGGACUUUCUCUUUGGGAAAACAAUUCAAUCUCUUUUUUAUCGGUUACAAAAAUUGUCGAUCAUUUUUUCUUUCCCUCUUUCUAUCUAAUCUUUAAAUAUUUUCUCAUUUUCUAACAAUUAAGAUGUUACAGAAAAAAAAAAUAUUUUCAAUCGCUGUUCACAUCAUCAAAUUGAACGAAACUAAAUUUUGUGUUAAUUUUAUUAUGUACAAAACCUAAAACUCGUACCAAGUUUCGACUGUAUUAAAAUACUUAACAUUAACUUGAAUUCAUUAAUAAUCUUCAAUUGUCAUCUCUUCCCAAUCGAUUGCCAAAUCAAAUCAAAUCCAUUGGGUUGAUUAACAGAGAAUUUUUGUUUUUCUAACUUCCUUUAUAAUUUACAUUAUUAAAAUAAAUUUUCCUUUUUAAGUAAAACUA